AUGUCACCUAUUCUUCUCCUCACUUUUCUUCUACUUCUUCUGUGCUUCCCAUUUUCUUCUUCCUUACAACCCUCUUUGCCUCCAAACUCCUGCACUCAAACAUGCGGGGACCUCCGUCUUCCUUUUCCAUUCUAUGUCAACUCUUCUUGUCAGUCGAUUUCCACCGCUUUCCAUCUCUCCUGCACGAAUUCAUCUACCCUUUUCCUCAGAAUUGGCUCGGUGAGCUACAAAGUCUUGGAAUUCUUCCCGGAUGGCCUGCUGGUGGACUUUCCUGGCUCAUCAUCCUGUAGACAGUACAAUGACUUGAAUUCUUUUGACAGAAGCUUUGCAGGGAAGGACAACUUUGGAGUUUCGGUGGACAAUGUUAUUGGUCUCUAUGACUGUGAGGAUUCCUCUCUCUGCAAAGCAGAUUGUGAAACUAUUGACUUGCCCGGUUGUGAUGGAAGGGGUGGAGGCUCCCUUGCCUGCUGCUAUCCACUCUCCGACCAUACCGUAUGGCAUGUUGGAUAUGGGUUUUCGGUGUUUUCUCAGUUUGGAUGCAGGGGGGUUUCUAGUUGGGCCGUUUUGCGAGGCUCAACUUGGGGAAAACGGGGGGUCAAGUUGGAAUGGGCACUGCCCAGAAACUCCUCUGACCAAGUUUGUGCAAGGAAUGCUGACAUGAUCAAUGCUACAUCAAUCGAAGGAGGAGUGAGAUGUGCCUGUCAAAAUGGAUAUAUCGGUGAUGGUUUUGCUAAUGGAACUGGAUGUUUGCAGGCUUGCAUAAAGGACGGAAAGGAAGCAUAUGGAAGUGACUGCAACAUCAAAAGACAAGAUCAGAGGAAAUUUGUUAUCAUUGCCGGAAUCAUUGGCCCAGUUCUGAUCGUUGCCUCCCUGGUUGCUCUAUUUUAUCUUCUUAAAAGGCCAGCAAAACCGGGGAUGUUUGACACGGAGCAGGCUUACUAUCAAAACAUUUCAAUCCCCAAAGCUUGUAAAACUCGACUGUUCAGCCUCCACGAGCUAGAGGAAGCCACUAAAGGUUUUGAAGAGGUUAAAAAACUUAUGCAUGCCAAUAAUGGGACAAUUUUCGCUGGAGUUUUGAGGGAUGGAUCUCACAUAGCUGUCCACAAAUUACAAUGUGAGAAGAAAGACUUGAUUCAAGUUCUGUCACAGAUCGAAGUUCUGUCCUCUACUGUGCAUAGAAACAUGGCCCGCAUUCUUGGUUGCUGUAUUGAAUCUGGCAACACUCUAGUAGUUUAUGAGUUUCCUUCCAAUGGUACUCUGGAGGAACAUUUACAUCAAAGCAAAGGACAACAACUACGUUUAGAUUGGUACAGGAGAUUGACUAUCGCUGCAGAAACAGCUAGCAUUCUUGCAUUCCUACACUACGAGAACUCUCCUCCCAUAUUUCACCAUAACCUUAAAUCUGCAUGCAUCUUCCUUGAUGAUGAUUAUUCUGUCAAGAUUGCAGGAUUUGGUCUGCUCAACUCCAAUUUUUACUAUGGUUCUCACUUACACAAGAACCACGAAGGCUUUGGCAUCUGCAAAAAUGAUGUCUAUGACAUGGGUGUGUUGCUUCUUGAAAUCAUCUCAGGCUCAAAUCGCUUGGAUUUACCAAGUUCAGCCUUGCAGCAUAUAAGGGCUGGAAAAUUUGAAGAAAUUUUUGACCCUUUUCUUUGCUAUGAUGAACAACCACAGUAUCGGCAAGAGCAAAUGCAGAUCAUUGCUGAUCUUGCCACAAGAUGCCUCUUAUUUGGUGUUGAUGGAAGGUUGGGAAUGGUUGAUGUUGUGAGGGAGUUAGUACACUUGACUAAAGAAAGUCUUGAUGGAGGAAUUAGCAAAGGACCUGCACUGGAAGAGACAUUCUCAAAUUCAAGCCUUCUUCAGAUGAUAUCAAUGUCUCCUGAUUCUAUGAAUGUCCCUUGAAUUUUUCCUCCUUUUUAUGUCCUACUCAGUUUAGUUUUGCCAGUCUAAAAAAGAAGAUAAAGAUCCUUAAUUGUACGUGUUUAUGUGUGAACUGUGACUUCCCUGCCACUGUACAUCCAAUAUUCUGCUACUGACAUACUUCACUAAGGUACAAAAGCAAGUGUAUUCCGUAGCUGUAACUUAAUAAAUUUAAUCAUCUGCUAUUAACAGUCUUAUAACCAUUCAGAUGAAAAUCUCUGUGCAUUCUGAAUGUUUCAAUUUAUUGCAUAUACCGGACUCUGAUU
This is a messenger RNA of Vigna umbellata (rice bean), 2186 nucleotides long. RefSeq names its product Protein kinase superfamily protein. Gene Ontology annotation, biological process: protein phosphorylation. Lineage: Eukaryota; Viridiplantae; Streptophyta; Magnoliopsida; Fabales; Fabaceae. The record is from RefSeq and is a predicted model, not a curated record. Gene Ontology annotation, molecular function: ATP binding; protein kinase activity; polysaccharide binding.